Cataglyphis hispanica is the source of this 1461-nucleotide messenger RNA. RefSeq lists its product as uncharacterized. The coding region runs from base 142 to 1098 and encodes 318 amino acids. Lineage: Eukaryota; Metazoa; Arthropoda; Insecta; Hymenoptera; Formicidae. The record is from RefSeq and is a predicted model, not a curated record. The transcript has 5 exons.
UUCGAAUUUCGUGAUCGCUCGGCCCUUUCCGCUUCUCUCGCAAUCAGCUGUUCCUCGCAACGUACCGAGUAACGUGCACGUGGUCGCCCACGGCACAGUAUAUAGCGAUUUGCCGGCAAGAUACAGAUCGAAUCUAAAAAAAUGGCACCACGGAAGCAAGUGAAGCAGGCGGCGGCGGAGACCACCGUGGCCUUGGCUGAUGCCGAUGGCAACGUGACGCCGCCGAAGAAGAGUAAAACUGUCAAAAAAUCGACAGUCGCAGCGUCGAUGAAACAGGCCAAAACGGCGGCACCUCGGCAGCUGAGGCAAGUGAAGGAGCGCCAGGCGGUCACCAUGUUCUCCCCAAAGUAUUUACGGAGUAGAAACAAGGACGUCGUUCCAAAAAAUGUUGCGGAGAACGAGCCCAAGAAGGUGCCGAUUAACAAGCAGAAGAAGGAGGAAGCGGUGGUGGAGGACAACGAGAUAGGUGAAAAGGUCGUCAAGAACAAAGUACAAAAAAAAGCGCCCACUGUCGCCAAAUCCGCGGUAAAAAAGGCGGAAGAGAAUCCGCCGAAGAAGACUCGUGGCGGGAAGACUGUAGAUGAAGAGAACGUGGCACCACCGGCGAAGGUACGAUCCGUCAAACAACCGAGAAAACGCCGGAAUGCCCAGACAGAAGUUGCGGAGCCAGAGGAAAAGAAAAGUAUAGAGACAAUCAGAGCCAGCAAGGAACCUCGCGAAAAGGCAAAAAAGACAGCCAAAACUACAGCGAAGAACGGAUCAAAAAAGAAUUCUUCAAAAUCAGAGAUGAUUAUUCCAGAAAUUGAAGCUGAAUUAGGUACUGAAGAUGGCCAAAACAUAAUAAUAGAAGAAGCCAAGAUAAAAGAGGAGGACACAUAUGAAAAGAAUUUUGCAAAAGCAAAGGUUAUUAUAUCAAAAAUGGAAACUAAAUUAAAAAUUGAAAAUGGUCAGACAAAUACAAUGGAAGAAGAUAUAGCAAUCAUUUGUCUUUUCUUCUAUCUUUUCUUCUUGUUUAAAAGGAAAAUACAUAAGAAAUGUGAAUACAGCAAUACUUCAUUGGCUGAAAAUGAUGAGAAAGAUAUUUCUAUGGAUGAAUAAUAUUUUAGAAGAAGAAAAUAAUGAGAUUGCAAGUACACAAUAAAAGAUGUCCAAAUGAAAAUAGAAAACUUAAAUAAUGAAUUGGAAAGGUUUGCAAUUUUUCUGUGCUCUAAGUAAAGUUACUGUUGAAGGAAUAAGUGAAACUAAGGAAUUGGAAAGGGAAAUAUUACCAUAUUUUAUAUAUAAUUAAAAUAAUACACAUAAGAGUAAUGAUUUGUAAGAUAAUCUAAUGUAACCCUUUGUAAUAUAUUAUCUCAUACAUAAAUACUUUGAUUCUCUUUAUAUAUAUUAUUGGUAAAAUAUUAAAUAUUAAAUAUAUAGGAGUUUAUAAGAGCCAAAUUAUUCACACAUACAAAGAUGUUA